AGAAGAGGAAGAACGAACACUGAAAACUGAAGACGCAAUUUGAGAGUGAGAGGAGAAGACUAGAUACUGUCGUGUGCAAGUUUCUACAGGAGCAAACUCCAACAACUACAAUGGCGCAGCAGCACCAGCUCCCGCACAGCCACCGGGCCGGGGAUGUGGAGUACUUCAAAUCUGCGCAGGGCAUGACGGAACCGGAGAAAUCUGUCACUGAGUUCCUUGCCAUCGCGCACCUGGUGGAGCAGUCAGGCGAUGGAUCACAGAUUUCCUUCAAGUUGAAGCAGGUGAUGUUCAUUACAAGAGCGCUUCCUUUUUUUGUCAUGCGUCAUUUGUCCUCACAUGCACUUGCAUUUUUCGACCGAGAAACUUGUUUUUUUUUGUGUAUGCAUAAACAAAGUGAAAAUUCAUCAUCCUAAUUUUCACCAAACGUCACAGGCUAUUUUGACCGACGACGAGGUGGCAGUCGCCACUUUGGCCAAGAACCCGUAUGCAUUGCAAAAGUAAAUCGCACUGGCAGUACAAAUUGCAUUUGCAAAUUUUCUUAAUAGCUGCAAGAAUGGAGUUUAUAAUGCUGACGGACGUAAGGGUAAGCGGUGAGAGUGAGACUGCAAUUUCUGCAAGUGCGAUGCUUAUCGUUUUGCAGAGGAUAACCACUACCACAAUGCGAAAUCCGUAGUAGCGCUGUGUGUCGGGGUUGCGAGUAAAGCGGGGGAGGAAGUUUUGAAGGUUCUGUUGGAGAAAGUUGGAAAGGCGGAACCGCUGGACAAGGACGAGGUGUGCAAAAGCGUAUUUGAGUUCGGAAAGGAAACGAAGACGGGAAGGGGAAUACGGUACCAGGAGCCCGUCGUCAUCACAUCGAGUAGUCACUCCAAGCUGAAUCGCUGCCCGGUGUCAAUUGCCAAGCAGAUGGACAACCGGCUAGCACUUCGGGUUUUGAAAAAAUCCGCGAAAUUCCGCGCCCCGGUGCACAAUCACAGCUCCGCGGACGUGAAGAGAUUUCGAGACGCCGAGACUAUGCCGGAGCCGCGCAAAAGUUUAGAGCAGUUCCUGGCGGUAGCAGACAUCUUAAAGGACGGGGGGAGCUCGGGCGCUCACUUGAAGGGCAGAAUCAAUUCAGCGUUGAAGCGGGCGAUUCUGAAAAACGAUUUGGCAGAAGUGAAGAAGGAAGACGUGGGCACUUCCUUCGUCGCCCUGUGCGUUGCGGCAGCGAGCAAUUGUAGCAAGGAGGUGCUCGAGCAUUUAGCUCGAAGAUUCGGGCCACGAGCAAAAGGCGCAGACUUGGUCGAGCAGACGAAGGCUUUUAAUCUCGAAGUGAACAAGCGCGUGCACAUGUUCGGACUGGAGCUUGCCGGUGAGGAGCAUACGACGACGAACCGGUACUACCACGGAGCAGAGUACUCCUUACUCGGCGCAUGCCCAGUCGCAAUUGCGAUCCAAGCGGGGAAUUACGCGGGGCUGGACUUGCUCUUGAAGAAGGGGUUUCCAAUCGAUCGCAAGCCGUAUUACACGUCCGUCAGCUUCCAGCCCAGUCUGCUCCAGAAAGCGCUCUGCACAGCCGACAAUGGGCAGCGUAAGUUGAUGGAGGCCAAGGCGUCGGCGGUUACCAUCGCGAUCGAAGGCGGGGACCUGAACGCGCUGCAAUUGAUGCUAGACAACGGCGCGCUGGCGCGAGCGGAUGUGGCGGAGCUCAUCCUUGUCGCGAUCAGAACCUCCGGCGCGAGAGUUUUGCGGUUUUUUUUGCAGCACAAUUUCGCACGACGUCACGGCACUUUUCUCGAUGCUGCUAACUUUUUCGACGCCGCGCUUCGGCGAAGCGAGUCCUCCAACCUGGAACGGCGUCAGGACCAUCGAGUAGUUCUGUGGCCACAAGAACAAGCGGAGUGCUUCUUGUUGAGGCGCAAGAACAUGUAG
This is a messenger RNA of Amoebophrya sp. A120, 1908 nucleotides long. NCBI's taxonomy places the organism in Eukaryota, Dinophyceae, Syndiniales, Amoebophryaceae. The record is from the annotation of a GenBank genome assembly.